GGGAAAAAAAGGACUCGAAUAACUUUUUUCGCCUCACAGACUUGGCACCCACACGUGGAUGAACAAGGAUCCACAUGCAGAUACGUGAGAUGAUACGUCAACAUGAUGAGCUUGCAUACAAGAAAAGGUUCAUGCGAGAAGGGGAGUAGUGGGGUUGUUAGUUUGCUGGUAAGGGGUGAGACAGAAAGAGAGAUCAAGAGAGAAAGAGAGAGGGUAGUAGGUGGUAGGUGCUUAGUUAGCCAAGACACAUUGACAGGCCAUCGUGCCAGCAUGGCAGUAGCCCUUAGGACGCGACACUUUGACUUUGGUACCGCGCGAAGUCAAACAUUUUCUCACAGUGCUCCGGUUAUUUUAAAUUAGAAAUACCCCUUUUCUUUAAUUACCCAAAAAUUAAAUUAUCAAAUCCAAACACGAAUAAUUAUCAUUUUACCGAAUUUUUAAUUUAUUUCUAAUUCAAUAAAUAAAUAUCCCAAAGUUUACAAUCUUACAAUUUACAAUUUACAAAAAAAAGUCUCUUCACAUCGAACCGAAAAUUAAUGACAGUGUGAAAAAUAACUAAACGUUUGUUUUUAACAAUACGUUUGUAUUUUUAAAAAAUCAAAAAAAUGGAAUUGAAAUUUUAACAAAAAUUGAAAUUAUUAAAGUGCAAAAGGAGAGAAUAAAAGUGAAAAGUGAUAAUCGAAUAAAAGUGAAGUGUGUGAUGGAUAAUUUAAUAAAAGUUGAAAAUGUAGUUCUAGGGGCAAAAAAGAAUGAAAAAUAAUAAAAUAAGUGAAGUGAAACGAGUGCAAUAUAAAUAUUUCGUGGAUUAAAAAAAGGGGAAACUAGGGGAAGAAGAAAGAAAAUUGAGAUAAUGAUAAUAUAAGGGGGUGAAGAUGGUGAACUUGAAGAAUAUUAUCGAAAAGAAGUGUUUCUCACGAGAUGAUGACGGAAUAUAUCACGUGCGGAUACAACGUCACGUGGAGGAGAUGCACAUGGUUUUAAAUCUAUGAAUGGAAAUAUAUCGCAGGUUUCCCGCAGAAGCCCUUAGAAGAGACCGGCAGGUCUUCCAAGCCAUAAAGGACAACCGGAGGGGCUGGACCACAUCUCUAUAGAGACGGGAGGCUGGUGGCUACUUUUGAACAGUGAUUUUCGAAGGGGGUGUUUCUAAAGGGAGACUUGUCGGUGGAAAAUUUGCAGAGAUGGAGUUUCUGCAGAACCAUCAUUCGGCCAAUACCACCGAGUCACCGUACACUCUUGGCACAGGUGCGGUGGGGAGUAUUGAAGCAACAAUACCUUCUGGCCUUUGUUCAGGAACACUGGGUGUUCUUGCCGGUGACGAUGGUUUAGCUGACAAUCAAAAUGAAGAGGCUCUAGGUGCUCUGCAAGGUACACUGCGAUUGCAGGACCUGCAGAAUUCACCUGAAGACAUAAACGUUGAUCAAAGUCAGCACGUACAAAAUUCCAAUCAAAAUCAAGUUGUCACGGAAUUCGGUGCAAGUUUCUGGGUCGACGAUAUGGCUGGCUUUCCUCUACCGCCAUUGGAUUUGGAUCCACUUCCGCCGGGACUGUUUAGUCCAUGUUCCGGUAGCUACAAUGAUUCUUGCAGUUGGGGAUGCACAAGGGGCGACUGCGUGCCAAGAACUGGAAAUCCAAAUGGCGAAGGUGUCGCGGACGUUCUGUUAUCGUUGAAACACGCGGUGGUUCAUCCUGGAAGUCCAACAAGUGGUUAUUAUUCGACUGGCGGAACCUCUCAUCAUUAUUCGCAGGAUUAUGGACAAAAUAUUGGACCGCCAAUUCCACCAUCUCAUUAUACGCCGGGUCCUGCCAUGUCCGUUAAUGUCUCCAUGAACAUGACCAUGAACAUGAACAUGCAUCCUGGGUAUGAGCAGAGCUAUUCGUCGCCCUGGGGUAUGGAACCCUUAUUGAGUCCCGCCCCUCAAUAUAACCCUGUGGAAACUCAGACGAGGGUGAAUCAAGUUCCGGCCAAUAGUCUCAUUGGUGUACACCCACAUUCUCACCCUCAUCCUCACCCUCACACUAGACUUCAGUCGAGUGAACAUUCACUCUGCAUUGGAAGCGCAGGACCCGCUGUAACUCAGGAUGAUAAUGGAAGACCGAAUCUUUGUCGGAUAUGUGGAAAAACGUAUGCACGACCGAGCACCCUUAAAACUCAUCUUCGUACACAUUCCGGGGAGAAACCAUUUAGAUGCCACGCGUGCUCCAAGGCCUUUAGUCAAGCUGCAAAUUUGACGGCUCAUGCAAGAACGCACUCGGGUGAAAAACCCUUUCGUUGUCCCGUUUGUGAUAGACGAUUUUCCCAAAGUAGUUCCGUCACCACACACAUGAGGACCCACUCUGGAGAACGACCUUAUCGAUGUCGAUUUUGCAAGAAGGCAUUCUCCGACAGUUCCACCCUCACGAAACAUCUGCGAAUACACUCAGGUGAAAAGCCAUAUCAGUGUAAAUUGUGUUUAUUAAGGUUCAGUCAGAGUGGCAAUCUCAACAGACACAUGAGGGUCCAUGGCGGCUCCUUAACGUGACACAGCUCAGAUUAUCCUCUCGUUGACAGUGGAAUGUUACCCCAGUGCUGUCGGAUACCUGUGAUUCGACUAGGAACGAACUUACAACGAAAACAAUAGAUGUACAUUUUGCGGUAUUUCAUACGAUGCCCCGACAAAAAGAAACCUUAAUAUUAAAAACGUACAUAUUCAAACAAACUACUUCCGGCCUGAAAAACCAUCAUUUUCGACGCUAAAUCAAAGAUUAUUCACUGAUAAAUAGAUUUUCUUUUCAAAGCUAAUUACUAACAUGAUUAUUUAGUACUUUUACAGUUGUAGUAAAAGUUACAAUUACUAACAACUAAUUAAAGUACUAUUUAAUUCAUUAGUAAUUUAC
Molecule: messenger RNA, 2874 nt
Organism: Leptopilina heterotoma
Lineage: Eukaryota; Metazoa; Arthropoda; Insecta; Hymenoptera; Figitidae
Product: protein glass-like
Exons: 7
Coding region: 1179-2519 (446 amino acids)
Biological process (GO): regulation of transcription by RNA polymerase II
Molecular function (GO): RNA polymerase II cis-regulatory region sequence-specific DNA binding; DNA-binding transcription factor activity
Source: RefSeq, a predicted model, not a curated record